Messenger RNA from Xiphias gladius (swordfish), 3316 nucleotides. RefSeq names its product sodium-dependent neutral amino acid transporter B(0)AT3-like. Gene Ontology annotation, cellular component: plasma membrane. Gene Ontology annotation, biological process: sodium ion transmembrane transport. Bases 88 to 1956 code for a protein of 622 amino acids. NCBI's taxonomy places the organism in Eukaryota, Metazoa, Chordata, Actinopteri, Istiophoriformes, Xiphiidae. The transcript is spliced from 12 exons. The record is from RefSeq and is a predicted model, not a curated record.
GGUAACAAGUCACCGGGUUCUCCUUUCGACAAAGUAGAAGGAAAGGACAGACAAAGAAGAUUUGUGCUUGCUUCAUAAUAUACUAAAAUGACAAGGGACGAACAAGUGAAGGACAGAGACGCUGGAAGUGUUGAGCAGAAAGAUAUCAAUGAAAGGCCAAAAUGGGACAAUAAAGUUCAAUAUUUGCUAACCUGCAUAGGUUUUGCUGUGGGCCUUGGUAAUGUGUGGAGAUUUCCAUAUUUGUGUCAAAUCUAUGGUGGAGGGGCGUUUCUGAUUCCAUAUAUCAUUGCCUUGGUGCUUGAGGGACUUCCUCUAUUGCACAUGGAGCUGGCCAUCGGACAACGGCUCCGCAUGGGAAGUGUCGGAGUGUGGAACUCAAUCUCUCCAUAUCUGGGAGGUUUAGGUGUGGCUUCCAUGUUAGUAUCCUUCCUAGUUUGUCUGUUCUACAACAUGAUUUUGGCCUGGGUCCUCUGGUACUUCUUCCACUCCUUUCAAAGUCCACUGCCCUGGAGGGACUGCCCAUUAAACUUGAAUCAUACUGGCUAUGUAACUGAAUGUGAAAAGAGCUCACCGGUGAACUAUUUUUGGUAUCGUGAAACACUGAACAUAACAUCAGACAUCGAGACCAGUGGGUCCUUAGAGUGGUGGCUUGUGUUGUGUCUUGCAUCGGCUUGGUGCCUUGUGUACAUCUGCUUCAUACGUGGAAUUGAGACUAUUGGAAAGGCUAUUUAUGUCACAGCCACUUUUCCAUAUCUUGUUCUGACCAUCUUCUUGGUCAGAGCCUUGACUCUGUCUGGGGCAAGUGAUGGCUUAAUAUAUCUCUUCACUCCAAAAUGGGAAACUCUGAAGAAUCCUAAGGUCUGGUUGGAUGCUGCGACUCAGAUUUUUUUCUCUUUGUCUUUGGCCUUUGGGGGACUUAUUGCUUUUUCCAGUUAUAAUCCUCAGAAGAAUAAUUGCGAGAGAGAUGCCCUAAUCGUUGGAUGUGUGAACAGUUUUACGUCGAUAUAUGCGUCAAUUCCUAUUUUUUCCAUUCUUGGAUUUAAAGCAAAUGAAAACUACAAUGAUUGCCGAAAUUGGAACAUACUACGAUUGACAAAUGCAUUUAACAUUGCGGAUGAAAACAUAACUCUUGAAAACUAUGAUCACUGGUUAAACUAUCUCAAUACAACUGAUCCCUCAGAGGUUGAAAGCCUCGGUCUAAAAACCUGCAAUCUACAGACUUUCCUGGACCAGAGCGCUUCUGGAACUGGAAUUGCCUUCAUUGUGUUCACUGAGGCGGUGAUAAAAAUGCCAUGCUCUCAGGUAUGGUCGGUCCUAUUCUUUGUAAUGCUCUUCAGUCUUGGCCUGUCCUCCAUGUUUGGAAAUCUAGAGGGAGUCCUUACCCCUCUGCUGGACCUGCACGUGGUCCCACCCUGGAUGCCUAAGGAGAUUUUCACAGGGUUAAUAUGUCUCACCUCCUUUACUGUGGCUCUCAUCUUUACUUUGGGAUCUGGAAACUACUGGCUGGAGAUUUUCAACAGCUACGUGGGAUCCAUGCCUCUGCUCAUUAUAGCGUUCUUUGAGAUCAUCAGUGUAGUAUAUAUCUAUGGAAUAAAUAGGUUUAAUGAUGACCUUGAGUGGAUGACAGGUCGGAGGCCGAACAUCUACUGGCAAGCUACUUGGCGCUUUAUCAGCCCAUUCAUGCUACUGGUGGUUUUUGUUGCAUACGUUGUGACUGGGGCUGAACAACGACCAACUUAUAAUGCCUGGAACCCAGAUUAUGUGAACUUCCCCCUUGCUGAUGUUCUGCACUAUCCAGAAUGGGUUUUUGUUAUCUGUGUCCUCUUAUCUGUCCUUCCUAUUGUAUCCAUUCCCCUUGUGGCUCUCUACAGAUUCACCGGUUUCCUGAAGAAGUACAUCAUGAACAGGCACAAUCAAAACCCAUAUGCAAAUGAACUCUGUAAUGGAGAAUCGUAAUUGAAAAUUUUUUUGCUGUUCAAUCAGAAUGGUGGUCAGUACUGCCAAUAGUGCGUGAGAUAUUUUAUCAUUUAAUAACUUCUUAAAUUUUUAUCUUUAUUUAGAAAGAAAGGGGCAAAGAAAAGUUUUUACUGGUUAUUUUCCUUUUUUCCUCUUUCUUUGUAUAGUAUGUUAUUGCUAGUUUCUAAUUUUAUUACAGUCCAAAUUACAUUAUCACUACUAUAGUGUAUUGGCAGUAGCAGCUGUAAUUUCAGUAUAUUUGCUAAAUUAAAACAAAUCAAAUUUGUCUUACUUUACACUAUUGUAUUUAUAUUGGGGAAGGAAAUGUAAACACAGCCAGAUCAAAUCAAUGUUGGACAAUAUCCCUGAGAAAAAUAUUAACCAAUUACCAAAGGCUGGGACUGAAUAUUAGAUUUGUGUUAAAAUUUUAUUAAAGGAAGAAAAAAGUUAAUUUCCUGUGUUGAUGUUGUAAAUGGGAAAGAACAAAGAGGGAUGGAUAACUUUUCUGAAUGGUUUGUUAUAAGCACAUUAUUAAUUUUCCAAAACAAUAUCAAGCACAAUAUUUUUCAAGAAUUUAGCACAAAUGUGUACAAGCAUUGCCGCAUGAGCUGAUGUUUGUAGAAAUAUUGUAUUUUUAUGUUCAUAUAAUAUAGUUAUCUGCUUUCUACACUCUGUUACCUGCGAGUUCGAAGAGUGAUGUAUUGUUGCGUGAUGUGCCCUUUAUGUAGCGUUUUUGCACGUCAACAGUGCAUGUGGGUGUAUGAGAGUAGUAGGACUGUGCUUGUGUGUGUGAGGAUUCAUGUCCUCACUGGCCAUGCGCAUGUGUGUGCGUGUGUGUAUUUUGAGUCAUACAAGUUACACAGUUGUCCUUUUUGUGGUGUGGGUGGACAGUGAUAUUGUCUCCCCAGUGUCACGUGCUUUGGAAUAUGCUGGCUGCCUUUGUUGUCCCUCUGCCUGUUCUGCUUUUCUGGCACUUUCAUACAAUGGUGCACUUGAACACUGUGAUGUUAUUAAGCCUUUCAAACUACUACAGCUUGAAUUCCAGCUCUCAGGAAAGACUAGCAUCCCAAUGUAGAAUACAUGGCACAAGAUCAUCAAGGAACAACGGCAAGGAUUGAGUGUAACAUCAGAACAAAGGUGACGACUGACCCUGCAUUGACUUAUGAGCGCUUUAAUUAUUGUCAGUUUAAGACUGCAUUUAUAGAGCUAUGCAAGGUGUCACACUAAUGCUACUUUCAAUAUUGCCAUAUCUAAAUACCCAACUCUUGUUGUUGAUAUGCUUUUUCUGUUGUAAUCUGAUUUAUUGACCCAUUGCAGCGAUUAUUUAUGCCUCUGGUAUAUUUGAGCAAAAAAAAAAAAA